Molecule: messenger RNA, 669 nt
Organism: Aspergillus tanneri
Lineage: Eukaryota; Fungi; Ascomycota; Eurotiomycetes; Eurotiales; Aspergillaceae
Exons: 2
Coding region: 1-669 (222 amino acids)
Source: RefSeq, a predicted model, not a curated record
AUGCAGGGGUACAUCCGGGAGGAUCGAGGCCGGAAAAGCCCCCCUGGAUCCCGCACUGCCCGACACACCGACAACUGUAGUGGGAGGCAUGUCCCAGAUCGACGCUUCCUGGGUAUAUCGCCAGCGCCCUCAUUUGGCACCUGCAGGGCCGUAGGGCCGUCGAGUCUGGGAAAGAGAUCGCGUGGGCGUUUCGGCGUCGUGCAGCGGCCUCUUGUUGAUGUGAAUCGGAGCAUCCGCCUCUAUAUGCGGGGCCCAAUGCCGCGACGCCGCCCUGUCCGCAGGGCAAAGAUAGCCCCACCGCCGCUACUGCACCGCGGGCUUUGUACGGGCUUCGACUGCCCACGGUUCGUGAUUCCACUCCGUGGCCCGGCCUGGGACCUGUUCUGGGUGGGAUCCUGCGGCAUCACCGCGCGCGACGGGGGACGACGACCGGUGUACGCCAUUCCCAACGACCAGACGGUGCCCCCUAUCUCACAGCGGCCCGAUUUCAAACGCCCCGCCUUUGUGGACAGCGAGGGAACGCUGCAGUCGCGCUUCGUCUUCCCUCUGCACGACCGGGUAUGCAGUGGCGUACGAGGGGGCACGAAAAAUCUUGGCCCAACUCUCCAUGGCGCCCGUGAAUCAACCAGUCGGCGUAUCGUACAGGGCCCUCUGCGAGAGCUCCCAUGA